Leptopilina heterotoma is the source of this 2035-nucleotide messenger RNA. RefSeq names its product PHD finger protein 12. The transcript is spliced from 5 exons. Gene Ontology annotation, biological process: negative regulation of transcription by RNA polymerase II. NCBI's taxonomy places the organism in Eukaryota, Metazoa, Arthropoda, Insecta, Hymenoptera, Figitidae. Bases 111 to 1961 code for a protein of 616 amino acids. Gene Ontology annotation, molecular function: transcription corepressor activity; protein binding. Gene Ontology annotation, cellular component: Sin3-type complex; nucleus. The record is from RefSeq and is a predicted model, not a curated record.
GAGAGUGUGUGAAACUUCUGAGGUUCUGUCAUUAUUAAUUUAAAAAAAAUGUUUUAUUAUGAUUAUUAAUCGAUUUGAUGUUAAAAAUUGGUUUUUAUAAACUGUAAAAUAUGAAUAACAUGGAAGUAACUUCUUUUGAGGGGUUAAUGCCUCACAUUCAAGCUCUUAUUGCACCACCAACUUCAGAGGAAGCGAAAUCAGUGAAAUUAAGAAAAGAUAAAUUAGAGAAAAAGCAUGCAUACUUUAAAAGACCUGGUCGAGGCCAUAAUCGAGAUUCAUGUGAUGCAUGUGAAGAUGGUGGAGAAUUAAUAUGCUGUGACAAAUGCCCUGCUUCUUUCCACCUUCAAUGUCAUGACCCACCGUUAGAUCCAGCUGAUAUUCCACAAGGGGAAUGGAUUUGCCAUGCCUGUAAAAAUAAUUCGAGGAAAGAUAUAGUUGGAAAAAACAAAAAAAGAAAAUCUGCUUUAGAAAUUUUAGCUUUUGCUGCAUCUCUGGUUAAUCCAAGAGAAUUUGAUUUACCCCGUGAAUUGCAGCUUCCAAUUACAUUUCCCGGUACCGACAAGACUGAUUUAAUUCAUAAUAAAAGGAGAAAACAACAAGGUUGCAACAACAUUAUUGGAAAGAAUCACUGUAUGGAAAAUGGAUCUAUUGUACCUCUACCUGCUCGCUUAUGCUUUGAGUGUGGACGAAGUUGUAGAAAAGCGCCAUUACUUGCAUGUGACUAUUGUCCACUAUAUUUUCACCAGGAUUGUUUAGAUCCACCGUUGACUGCUUUACCAAGUGGUAGAUGGAUGUGUCCAAAUCAUGUGAAUCAUUUUUUAGAUCAACGAUUGUUGAAUUCAAGCAGCGCAACAGAACGUGUAAAAUUGUGGGAUCGUUUUGCAAAUCGUCAAAUUGAUCAACAUGCCGUUAAACUGCAGUUUCUUCGAAAAGCACACACUAAUAAUCCAAUGUUUCGAAAAAAAAUUCAAUGUGGAGAACGAUUGAGAGUAAAGGUGCCAUGUUCAAUAAAGCUCUACUAUGCUCAUCCUCCAGAAUUAGACUUUAUUCAUUCCUAUAGAAGUGUUGAUUUUUUAUCUCCUAUCGUAAAACAAGAUAUACAGCGGCGAAAUGAGCUGCAGGAUAUGAAAAGCAUUGAAAAAUUAACAUCUACUGUUGAUGCAUCAUCUGAAAAGGAGAAUGAAGAAACAGAUAUUGAAAUGCAAAUUUGUGAACAAGAGAGGGAUAAUUUGUGUGACGAAAGCAAUAGCCAUAACAAAAAUAUUUCGUAUCCAGCUGCAAAAAAGGAGGGAAUCAAAUUAUUGGAGUGGCCUGUUGUUGAGGCAUUAGCUUUACAAAGACUAGAGCAGAUAUUGAAUCCAGAAAAUGAAGGAUAUAAUUCUAUAAAUUGUCAUUUAAGGGUCAGAGCAGUAUUAUUUCCAUUGACUCAUGUGCCUGGUCCUCCAGUAUUUAUGUCCUAUAAAACUUUUACCGUUGGGACUGGUCCAAAUUGUGAUUUAUCUUUAAGCAGAUAUGGAAAUUGCAGUUUCAUUUCAUCGAAGCAUGCUAUUAUUUUUUUUGACGAGUACACCAAAAGAUAUGAAUUGCUCAACUACAGCAGUUAUGGAACUAUUGUGGAUAAUAUAUUAUAUUCAUCUGACUAUGUAAAACGUUCAUAUAAUAAUAAUAACAACAACAACAACACCAACAACAAUAACAACAACAAUAGUAAUAAGAAAACUGAUCCAAGAGGCAAAAAUGAUAAUAUUGUUGAAGAAAUUAAAAAGAUUGCAAAUAGAAACAAUAUUUCAAAGAGUCAGCCAUCGUCGCCUUCUGAACAUAUAAAAAGGUUUAAUUGUAAAUGUGUUUUAAAUAGAAAGUUAGUUUGUAAAGAAGAUGGUUGGGAGGGUAGCGCAAUUAUUGACCACGGUUCUACUGUAUCUUUUGGAUGUCUAGCAUUCUUAUUCAGUACCGUAGAAUAGAGAAUAAUUCUUUUGUUUAAUUAUUAAUUACUAAAAUUAAGAAUUACAAUAAAUCUUUUCUUUUUUAUUGACGA